AUGGAAUAUAAUGUAUCAUCUGAACAAACGAUACAUAUUGCAUGGCAAAGUCUUUUUCAAUCAAUACCUGUGCGUGAUAUGAAAUUAAACCGGUGUUUAGCUUGUAAUCAAUAUACACAUAUUACAAAUAUUGAAUCAAAUAGAAUAUUAAUUAAUAAAAAUCUUCUUGAUGAUAAAACAGUUAAAAAUGCUUAUUCAGAUCCAAAUUAUUCAAAAAUAACUAAAAUUAUAUUACCAUGUUCAUCAAAUAAUUCAUCCAUGACACGUCUUUCGGCUUUACAAAGUGAAAAUUUUCAACGUGAAUAUGAAUUAGUACAACAACUUUAUCGACAAUCUUUAGAAGAUGCUGAUCAAGAAACAGAAGAAAAAAUUCGAAUGUACCAAUAUGAACAAGAACAACUCUUAAAAACCAAAACAGCAGAAAUUAAUAAACAAUUAGAUGCUUUUUUAAGUUUUAUGCGUUCGAUACCUCGAUAUACAUCAAGUGCUAAAACAUCGCCAACAUUACAAACAUCAAUUUCUUAUAUAAAUGAAAAUAGUAUGGAAUCAGGUUUUGGUUCGGAUAUUUUUGAUACUAAUGGAACAGAUUUAAGUCGACAAUCAUCAACUUUUGAACGAACAUUUUCUGAACGUACCAAUA
Molecule: messenger RNA, 640 nt
Organism: Adineta steineri
Lineage: Eukaryota; Metazoa; Rotifera; Eurotatoria; Adinetida; Adinetidae
Source: the annotation of a GenBank genome assembly